Messenger RNA from Cylicostephanus goldi, 501 nucleotides. NCBI's taxonomy places the organism in Eukaryota, Metazoa, Nematoda, Chromadorea, Rhabditida, Strongylidae. The record is from the annotation of a GenBank genome assembly.
AUGAAGAAAAUCGCAGAAAAGUGGUACGAGCUUGAAACAACCCCUAUGCAGAGAAUAGUCGUGGAUGAUGGUCUUCGUUUUAUUCGUGAAGCCAGUAAAAAAGGUGAAAUCUACGACGUCCUCUUGAUAGAUGUCUGCUACAACGAGCACAGAGAUCUCAUGGCUCCCAUAGAAGAGUUUAUGGUUGACGAGGAAAUUGAACAAAUGAACAAAGUACUCAAACCUGAUGGUGCUGUUAUUGUAAAUAUAGUUACUCGACAAGAGAAAGUAGCAGAAGCCGAUAAGGUACAUUUCGUCUACUCUAGGCAUUUCCCCUCGUGUUAUUUUAUGCAUUUUGGAAAAUACGAUAAGAUGCUUUUCUGUUCAAAAAAAGAGAAGAACUCGUGGCUCGACAAUGCCGAUGAGCUUAGGGAGCGGUUCAGAAGAAUCGACAAAGAAUUGAGAUUCGACCUGACUGGAAGUGAAAAGGAGGGGAAGCAAGCGAAAGUUACGCUUCAUUAG